AUGGCGCCAUCCUCAACACUGAUCAACAAGAUCAAGGUCCAGCUGAAACUGUCCAUCUCACGGCUACGCAUGGUACAGCAGAAGGACUCCGCCUUAGCAAAGCAGUCCCGCCGCAGCAUGGCACAGCUCCUGGAACAAGGCAAAGAUGAGAGCGCGCGGAUACGAGUAGAGAAUAUCAUCCGCAGCGACAUGAACACCGAGCUGCUUGAGAUCAUCGAGCUCUACUGCGAACUACUCAUCGCUCGGGCGGGCCUGCUGGAAGCUAAAGAGUGCGACCCUGGGCUCGAGGAGGCGGUCAAGAGCAUUAUCUUUGCUGCACCGAAGAUUGAGGGUGUCAAGGAAUUGACGCUUGUGCGGGCAUUGUUGGCCGAGAAGUAUGGCAAGGAGUUCACACUCGCUGCUAUGGAGAAUAGUGACGGGAAGGUCUCGCCGAGAGUUGCGAGUAGGCUGAAGGUGGAGCCGCCGGAAAAGCAGCUGGUGGAGGACUACCUCGCUACUAUCGCGGAAGCAUACAAUGUCGACUGGCCGAGAGGCGCGAAGGCGAGGCGUGAGGCUGAGGCAGCAGGAACGGCAGGGAAUGGAGAGGAUGAAGCGGAUGACGACGAAGAUGACGACCCAUCCGGCGGUCAGAAGGUGAAGGCUGCAGAGGCACCAAUGACUACCGAAGCACUGAGCCGUGCAACACCACCGCGGGACAUGGGACCGAAGAGUCCGAUUUCCGUCAACCCACCAUCUCCCAGCACGGAUAAUGUGCGACCGAAGGUCAAUCUGCCUGGUACUCCUGACUUGAAGCCGAACAAGAAGAUGGCUGAUGCGGCUAAGAGCAAGGCGGUGAAUGGAGACAAGAAGGCGGAGGUGGGGCCUGGAGGCAAGAUUCCGGAUGUCGACGAGCUUACGAAGAGGUUUGCUCAAUUGAAGAGGUAG
Molecule: messenger RNA, 924 nt
Organism: Saxophila tyrrhenica
Lineage: Eukaryota; Fungi; Ascomycota; Dothideomycetes; Mycosphaerellales; Extremaceae
Gene: IST1
Product: Vacuolar protein sorting-associated protein ist1
Exons: 1
Coding region: 1-924 (307 amino acids)
Biological process (GO): protein transport
Source: RefSeq, a predicted model, not a curated record